AUGACUGUUGAAACUCAACCAAUAUCUCCAACUCAAAUCCAAAUGAUCAAGGAUUCUGUUCCUAUUCUUGAUCAUGUACAUGUCCAAUUAGCAGAAAAAUUCUAUAAAAGAUUAUUUAAAAGAUACCCUGAAUUCAAGGUUUAUUUCAAUACUACUAAUCAAAAAUUACUUAGACAACCAAGAAUCUUGAUCCAUACUCUUAUUAAAGUUGCAGAAAAUAUUGAUAAUUUGUCUGGAAUUCAAGAAGAAUUUGAAAGAAUAGCUUCUAAACAUGUUGGUUUACAAGUUAGACCAGAUCAUUAUCCAAAAUUUGGUGAUGUGUUAAUUGAUACCAUCUGUGAUUUAUUCCCAAGAGAAAUGGUUGAUGAUGAGUUUAGAGAAGCUUGGCAAAUGGCUUAUGAUAAAAUGGCAAGUAUUUUGAUUGGUUUGGAAUCAGAUGAAUAUUCCACAAAAGCUUGGUUUGGAUUCAAAGAAUUUCGUGUUACUAAAUUACAAAGAGAAUGUAUUGAAUCUAUAUCUUUUUAUAUUACUCCAGUUGAUGGCAAACAAAUCCCAAAACCAAAACGUGGGCAAUAUUUAUGUAUGAGAUGGCAAUUACCAGGACAUGAAAAUGAAAUAUCUAGAGUUUAUUCCAUAUCUGAAUAUCCAAAGGGUAAUGAAUAUAGAUUUACUGUGAGAUAUAUUCCUGGGGGUCAAAUUUCUGGUCAUAUUCAUAGUAAUUUGAAAAUUGGAGAUAUUGUUCAUGUGGCGCCACCAUGUGGUAGUUGUUAUUAUGAAAAGAGUCUGAAAGAUUUGGUCAUGUUGGCUGGAGGUAAUGGAAUUACUGCAUUACUUUCAAUGAUUGAAGCAGGUUUAGAAGAUGGAAGAAAUGUUAAAUUGUUAUAUUCCAAUAGAUCCCCAGAUUCAAGAUCAUUUGGCCCAAUGUUGAGGGAAUAUAAACGAAUUUAUCCUGAUCAAUUACAAAUUGUUGAGUUUAUUUCUCGUGCUCGUUAUAUUGAUCCUAUUGAUCAAUACAAUAAUAGAUCCUUGACUCUUGAAGAUUUGGACUUCAUUACUCCAGAACAUGAUGUUUAUCUUAUUGGCCCAAGAUCAUAUAUGAAAAUGGUUGAAGAUUAUUUAACUGAAAGAAAUGUCAAAGUUAAAUUGGAUUAUUUUGGACCUCAAGAAAUUUGA
Molecule: messenger RNA, 1173 nt
Organism: Candida tropicalis MYA-3404
Lineage: Eukaryota; Fungi; Ascomycota; Pichiomycetes; Serinales; Debaryomycetaceae
Gene: YHB5
Product: Yhb5p
Exons: 1
Coding region: 1-1173 (390 amino acids)
Biological process (GO): nitric oxide catabolic process; cellular response to nitrosative stress
Cellular component (GO): intracellular anatomical structure
Molecular function (GO): heme binding; oxygen binding; nitric oxide dioxygenase [NAD(P)H] activity
Source: RefSeq, a predicted model, not a curated record